AUGGCUGCCUUCACAACAGCUGCCUCUGAGUUUCAAGGCUUUCAGGGCCUGACCCUUCCAGAUGAGACCCAGCCACGAUUGUACAUUGGUCCGAAGGAGGCCCUCUCAGAUCCGCGUGGAUUGCAAAGGCAAGGCAUUACCCACAUCCUGUCGGUGAUGGAGGGUGCCUCCGCUUUCCAAGUAGAUGCCGGAUUCACUCGCUUGCUUCUUGACACUGCCUUGGAUGAUCCGGCAUUUGAUCUGCAAUCAUGGUGGCCCAGCUGCUGUGACUUCCUAGAUGGUGCGCUGGGUUCUGGUGGCUCGGUUCUGCUGCACUGCGACGCCGGCAGCUCCCGCAGUGGCGCCACGUUGGUUGCAUACCUCAUCCACCGCUUGAAGCAGCCCGCUGGUGAGUGCCUCGCCAUGGCACAGCGCACACGCGUUGCAGUCUCACCGAACGAGGGCUUCUGGGCACAGCUUUUGUCAUGGGAGCGCAAGUGCCUUGGCAGAGUGUCGCUGGCCACUUCUCGAAUGCACGAGGUUCGACCUGGCUUGUGGCUUGGCUCACUGGAGGCGGCCCAAGAUUGGCAGCGCCUACAGGAGCAAGGCAUUCGCCACGUGAUCACGUGUGGCCGUGGGCUUGAGACAUGCCUCCCCGAAGGGAUCACUCGGGAACUGUCCCUGCAAGUCGAUGACUUGGACGAGGUGGACAUCUUGGAGCACCUGCCGAGGGCAUCGGACAUUCUGGACCAACUGUUAGGUCGCAUGCAAAGCGUCUUGGUACACUGUGCCAUGGGGCGGUCUCGCAGUGCCGCAGUGGUCAUAGCAUACAUCAUGCGGAAGGAACACUUGUCAUACACAGAGGCUUUGAGCUCGGUACAGGCAGUCCGGCCUGAAGUUCAGCCGAACACGGGCUUCAGCCACCAGCUUGCUUGGUAUGCCUCGAUGGGCUGCCCCACGGAUUUGCGGGACAGCGCAGGGACGUCCUACAGGGAGCUUGCCGUGUUUUCCAAGCUGCUUCGGAGAUACAGUGCCUCGGAUGUCAUUGCUUUGGUUGCCGACGCUGGGGCCAACUGCCAGGACAGGGCAGCGCUCCAUCGUGUGCUUGACGCCCUGGACCGCUUGCAGAAUGCGAUUCCCGAGGACGAGUCUGCGCGUCAGGAGAAGCGGCGGCAGAGUUCACGAAUAAAUUCCAUUCUUGACACGCUCCCUUAG
Symbiodinium natans is the source of this 1194-nucleotide messenger RNA. Lineage: Eukaryota; Dinophyceae; Suessiales; Symbiodiniaceae. The record is from the annotation of a GenBank genome assembly.